This is a messenger RNA of Solanum verrucosum, 2152 nucleotides long. RefSeq names its product protein EFFECTOR OF TRANSCRIPTION 2-like. The coding region runs from base 39 to 1475 and encodes 478 amino acids. Gene Ontology annotation, biological process: regulation of DNA-templated transcription. The transcript is spliced from 3 exons. The record is from RefSeq and is a predicted model, not a curated record. Lineage: Eukaryota; Viridiplantae; Streptophyta; Magnoliopsida; Solanales; Solanaceae. Gene Ontology annotation, molecular function: DNA binding.
UGGAAAUACCAGCGAGUGUAGUGCAGCUGAAGAGCUCAAUGGCAGCUGCUGACAAAUCCUUCACCGGUUGGCUCAAACGAGAAGACUGUAAACGCACAAAACAUGAUUCCGCUUUCUCCGACUGGAAGAUUCUGGUUGGGCCUAAUGAUUGGGAGGAUUAUUUACUGGGGAAGGAAGGAACAGAGAGAUAUAGGACUCAGAACCUGCCAAACUGCACCUCAUGCUCUGGAGUUUAUGAACUGGGAAUAGCUGUGUCACGACGAAAGACUGAGCGAGAGGCUAGCAGACUUGGCGCUGAUUAUAUUGUUCCUGUAUAUGUUGGAAAAUCGGAUAAUGUUAGGACUAGGCUGCAGCAAUAUGGACGUGUAGGUGCUCAUUUAGAGAAUGACUGUUACAACAGCGAGCUACGCGUUGAUAAAAAUAUAUCUGGUCCAAAGAGAGCUGGAUUAUUUACAGAAACAUUCUCAAGAGGCUUCUCUAUUGUUUAUAGGUGGGCACCUAUGAAUGACAAUAAAGAUGCAGAGAGAACUGAAGCCCAGCUGCUCGACAAAUUUGAUUAUGCUUGGAAUAAAGGAAGUAAUGGUGUACGUCGCCACAAUGAUGUCCUCCGCAAGCUUGAUGGCAUUUCAAGAGAAAGUCGUUUUCCUGCUUUCAUCAGGAAACUUCAACUGUCCCUUGGGAAACGAAAGGGCAUUAGAAUCAAGGCAUGCGAGCCCCUUUUAUUGGAGAAUGGAUCUGAUUUUCAUGAUAGCUUCAAAAGCACCAACUUCCUUCCACAAAUUUUGAAAUUUGGGCGAUCACAGCCAAGGAUAGUUUCACUGAAUUUUGGUGUAAAUGGUGAUCCAAAUAUUAUUUGUGGCGUGGCUUUAGGUCAUGGAUCUGUCUGUAUAAGGCCUCCAAUAACAGGAAAUAAACGAUGUGCUGAGCACAAGGGAAUGAAGGUAAACAGUGUAAAGUCUAAGUUGAUUGCAGAAGGAAAUGAGAGCACAAGAUCGUGUGCGAGUAUAGGUGAGGAAAAUGCUCCAAUUUGUGGUUUUAUCUUGGAUAGUGGUUCUCCUUGUGCAAGAAUACCAUUCCAGAGAAACAAAAGAUGUAUGGAGCACAAGGGAUGGAGAAAUCAAGGCUCCAUUUCUCAGCCAAUGACAGACAAAAUUGGCCAGUGGACCCACAAUCCUAUACUGGAAAACAGGACUUCUUCUAUUAAUGAUUGUCAGCAUAUUUUUUCUAGCAGAGCGGGUACACAAGACUCUCAAGAUUUCUCCAGUUCUCUUAUCCACCAGAACUACAAUGUCAUAUGUGGAGUUCAUUUAAAUGAUGGUAGUUUCUGCACCAGGCAACCUGCAGUAGGAAGAAAGCGGUGUGUAGGACAUAAGGGUAUGAGGGUUAAAGAGCCCAUUUCUAAACAAUUAGGAGUUAAAAUACCAAGUUUAUUUGCAGGUCAGUUGCCAAAAUUAGCAGUGGAAAAAAGCAUCUGAAUAUAGACAUUCCAUCAGUCAACUAUUCUCCAACUUGUGGAGCAACAUUGCGUAAUGGUUCUUUUUGCAGAAGGAAAUCUUCGUAAGGUAAUAAAAGAUGCUGGCAGCACAAAGGCAGGAAGAACUGAAUAAGCACUCCACAACCUGCAUAAUGUAGUUUCAUCAGUCGUGGUGCACCCUUACACAGUGGUUCCUACUGUAAAAGGUCACUGCACCAAAGGAUGCAAUAUAGCGGUCAAUGAAACUAGACUGAGGACCAUAAGACGCCAGGGUACGAAGCUCAGCAGAGGGAGGAUGCAUGCACCUAAUGGAAUAGAUGGGUAUCCACAGGCUGUCUUAGACACAACCAAUUUGAAGUUGAUGUUGGCAUCUUAAAGGCAUGAGGGAGAUGUUCAGAUGUUUCAACUGGCGUAAGAUAUUAGCAGGUAGCAUAAUAUGUGAGGACAGCAAGUCUUCAAAUUUGUCAUCCAUGUGUGCUUCAAAUAAAAAUUAUGGGAAAUUCUAGUUACUAGUAUGUGUAUAUUUACAAAGAUAGUUUGCCGUGUCGCUUUGCUGUUCUGAAGACAAAUUGUCCCUACGGUUUGGUCGUGCUAAACAACUUAACGUUUGCUGUUGUGAGAUGAAGAUGUCAGACUGAUUGAUAUCAGUGUCUGUAAUCUAAUAAAACUAUAUAGUUC